UGCCACAUCCAUCGUUGGUGUCAGUGGGGGAGGAGUAGUGCCCCAUCGUUGGUGUCAGUGGGGGGAGGAAUAGUGCCCCAUCAUUGGUGUCAGGGGGGGGGGAAUAGUGCCCCAUCGUUGGUGUCAGUGGGGGGAGGAAUAGUGCCCCAUCGUUGGUGUCAGUGGGGGGAGGAAUAGUGCCCCAUCGUUGGUGUCAGUGGGGGGAGGAAUAGUGCCCCAUCGUUGGUGUCAGUGGGGGGAGGAAUAG
Messenger RNA from Staurois parvus, 247 nucleotides. NCBI's taxonomy places the organism in Eukaryota, Metazoa, Chordata, Amphibia, Anura, Ranidae. The record is from the annotation of a GenBank genome assembly.